Teleopsis dalmanni is the source of this 956-nucleotide messenger RNA. It is a transcript of the gene Pex11ab, whose product is annotated as peroxisomal membrane protein 11B. The coding region runs from base 120 to 863 and encodes 247 amino acids. Gene Ontology annotation, cellular component: peroxisomal membrane. The record is from RefSeq and is a predicted model, not a curated record. Lineage: Eukaryota; Metazoa; Arthropoda; Insecta; Diptera; Diopsidae. The transcript has 3 exons. Gene Ontology annotation, biological process: peroxisome fission; regulation of peroxisome size.
UUUUUAUUUACUUGGGGAAAAGUAGCAUUUGUACCUUGAACCAGACCAGUAAGUAGAACGUUAAGUGUGAAGUGCCUACGCUAGAUUUAGUUUAACUUAAGUAAUGAGCAUUAUUUGAUAUGCAGUUUAACAUGGAUAAAUGGGUUCAGUUAAAUAAUCACGUCGCCGGCAGAGAUAAAAUUGCCAGGUUUGUACAAUAUGCCUCUAGAGCAGUUUGGGAUACUUUAGAGAAAAAAGAUUUAAGUCCAGCAUUAACAGAUAAUUUCAAGACAUUGGAAUAUAUACUGAGCACAUUCCGCAAAUUGUUACGUUUCGGUAAAUGUUUGGAUGUUUUUUAUGCCUCAUUGCGCACAAUACACUACCCCGAUUUAGCUAUACGUGUUACCUUAACACUGGGCAAAUUGUCACAAGCACUUUUUUUAUUAGCUGAUCAUUUCAUGUGGUUGGCUAGAACCGGUCUUUUCAAAAGCAUCAACACAAAGAAAUGGAGUAAAUUUGCUAACAAAUAUUGGCUCCUAUCGAUUAUUAUGAAUUUGUGCCGAGAUGUAUAUGAGAUUUAUCGUUUAUUAGAUUUGCACAAAGCCAGCGUUAAGAGUGGCAUUUCACGUUGUAAUGCAGUGCCAAUGCGUUUAAAUUCUCCACGAGAAUUGAGUCGAAUUGCUUUGCAUUCAUAUGCUAUGAUACUUGGGCAUAAGGACGUAUUUGUCGAUACAGUGAAAAAUGUAUGUGACUUUUUCAUACCACUUACUGCACUUGGAUACACAAAUAUGUCACCACGCACAAUUGGAUUAUUGGGAGCUAUAUCGUCUUUGGCUGGAUUAUAUGCAUUAAUUGAGCCAAAAGCAAAAUUAACACCUGCUUAAUAACAUAACCAUAAUCAUUUUUUUGUGCUAAGAAAUUAGCAUUGUUUUUAGUAUUUUAAUACGGUGAUUAAAAGAUGUAGUUAUUUAAUCUUA